Molecule: messenger RNA, 1348 nt
Organism: Effrenium voratum
Lineage: Eukaryota; Dinophyceae; Suessiales; Symbiodiniaceae
Source: the annotation of a GenBank genome assembly
UGGCUCGCAGCUGGGCCAAGCCGCGGUUUCACGCCCGCGCCCCCAGCUCCAUCUCAACGAAGGCGGCUCAUGGCGCUGUGCCAGGUGCUGCUAGUGGCAGCGUUGGGGCCACUCCUCUGCCAUUCCAUUAGCAGAAAUGUAGACAGCCACACUGCAUUGGCGAGCACCGGCUUGAAGUCCUCUCAUUCAGUGGUCUUGAAAAGGGCGAACCGCACCCAUCAUCUUCGCUCUCACGCCCUGAACGGCAUGGAUGCCCUGAGCUCCGUGGUCCACAAAACGGCGUACUAUGGCAACAUCCACAUUGGCCAUCCCGCGCAGACAGCCACCGUGGUCUUUGACACAGGCAGCGGCAACCUGAUGGUGCCCUCCAUCCUCUGCGGGGACUCAGCCUGCACGAGGCACAAGCGCUUUGAUGCUUCAAAAUCGUCUACAGCAGUGAACUUGCAAUCCGAUGGCAAGGAGGCGUUUGGCGAUGAGCAGCGAGAUGAGCUCACCGUCACCUUCGGCACUGGCGAGAUCACCGGAGUCUUCCUCAAGGACGACGUGUGCAUCGGGAACUUGUGCGCGAAGAUGGAGUUCAUCGGCGCGAGCCACGAGACGGCGGAGCCCUUUGGGUCCUUCGACUUUGACGGGGUCUUGGGCCUGGCGCUGUCGGGCAUGACCCAGGGGCCCACCUUCAGCAUCAUGGACAUGAUGGAGGCGGCGGGCAACUUGAGGCAUCCCAUCUUCUCGGUCUUCCUCUCGGAUUCCGAGAGGGAGGAUUCCGAGAUCACCUUUGGCGAUGUCAAGCAGGACCGCAUGGUGGGAGACAUGUUCUGGGUGCCGGUGUCUCGAGACACAGGCUAUUGGCAGGUUCAAAUGGAGGACAUCGCCAUCUCCAACCAGCGCCAGCAUAUCUGCUCAGAUUGCCAGGUGGCAGUGGACACUGGGACCUCCAUGCUCGCUGGUCCCAGCCGGGUCAUCAAUGAGCUCACCAGGCGCCUGCAGGUGGCCGGCGACUGCUCCAACUACGACGAGCUGCCGGACCUGGGUUUCGUGGUGGCCGGCCAUGUGAUGAACCUCAAGCCCUCGGACUAUGUGGACAAGUCCGGGGGCUCCUGCUCGCCCUCUUUGAUGAGUCUGGAUGUGCCGCCCCCCAACGGCCCGCUCUUCAUUUUUGGCGACCCGUUCCUGCGGAAGUUUUACUCGGCCUACGACCGCCAGAAUCGCCGGGUGGGCUUCGCCAUCGCGCGCCACGAGGGGGUGCCGGACGAGAAAGCGCAGGCUCUGCUGGUCUCGCUGGGUGGCAAGGUCCGCAAGGCCGGCUUUCUCGCCAAAUGAGGGCCUGGGCAAUGUGCGACAGGAUGCA